AUGCAAUGGAAGUCUUGGAAGGUCAUACCUGACGAGAUCAAGAUGCAAGUUCGCGGCCAGUUGUCGACGAACUACGACUUAGAGGACAUCAACGAGGAGACUUUGGCGUACGUCAACAGACUCUUCGGUGAGAGGUACAAGCAGUGGAAGAGCGACUUGCACCACCAUUUCCAGGCGUUUGAUGAUCCGGAAGUCGCUCUUCAGGAGGGUUGCCCGAAGGAGCUUGAGGGGCGGGAGGAUAGUUGGGCGUGGCUCUGCGCUCAUUUUCAGGCGCCCGAUUAUGUGAAUAAAGCCCAAGUGAAUAAGGGCAAUAGGAAGAAGAAGACUCUUCUUCACCAUUCCGGCUCCAGGCCCUUCUCAUAUAGGAUGGAUGCACGGCGUCGGGGGGGGUCGAAAUUCCCAGAGAUCGACGUCUUUGGUGACGUUUAUGUUCGACCUGGGAAUGAGUUGGCCGAGUCCCUUCAUACGACGAUGGUGGAGAGGAGCCAGUUGGUUCUUCAAGAGUCCGCCUCCCAACUUCCUCCCGAGACUCCGAUCGAGUCUGUGGAUCCUCCGCAUGAUGCUGGAUUUCAGAUUUUGACGCAGACGUUGGAUCAGACUCUCGGGAGGAGGCCGGGAACGUAUUGUAGGGGGAUGGGGAAUGCCCGACAGAGGGAACCUCGACCGCGGUCAUCGUCGCAGGCAAACAGUCAGGUGACUGUUUUGACAUCGCGGGUUGCCGAGCUUGAGGGUCAGAUGUCGGUGAUUCUGCAGUCGCUCGCGCGGUCCGGGAUUCCAAUCCCGAAUUUUGGUCAACUUCUUGGCCUUGGAUUAAAGCUUGUGGGGCCUAAGAUGCUUGAGGUUGUUCAAAUUGAGAAACUUGAGAUGGUUGUUCAAACUGAGAAGCUUGAGAUGAUUGAGCUGGUUGGUGAGAUGGUUGAUGAGCUUGGUUAG
This is a messenger RNA of Prunus mume (Japanese apricot), 933 nucleotides long. The record is from RefSeq and is a predicted model, not a curated record. Lineage: Eukaryota; Viridiplantae; Streptophyta; Magnoliopsida; Rosales; Rosaceae.